AUGAAGGAUUUAGGUCUUCUUCGCUACUUCUUAGGGAUUGAAGUUGCCUAUUCUCGUAAGGGUUAUCUUUUAUCUCAAUCCAAGUACAUUGCAAACAUUCUUGAGCAAGCUGGUCUCUCUUAUACUCGAGCAGUAGACGGUCCUUUAGAGAUGAAUGUGAAAUAUGUUCCUUCUGAUGGAGUUCCUCUAUCGGAUCCUACUUUGUACCGUACUUUGGUUGGAAGUUUGGUCUACCUUACUAUUACUAGACCCGAUAUUGCUUAUGCAGUGCAUGUUGUUAGUCAGUUUGUUGUUUCUCCCACUACAGUACAUUGGGCAGCCGUGCUUCGUAUUCUCCGUUAUCUUCGGGGAACUCAAUUUCAGAGCCUUUUGUUUCCGUCAUCCUCUUCCUUAGAAUUAUGUGCUUACUCUGAUGCUGAUUGGGCUGGUAAUCCUACUGACCGUAAGUCUACCACAGGUUUUUGUAUUUUUCUUGGAGAUUCUCUUAUCUCUUGGAAGAGUAAGAAACAAGAUAUUGUUUCCCGCUCUUCUACAGAAGCUGAGUAUCGUGCUAUGGCAUCUACCACUACUGAAAUAGUUUGGUUGCGUUGGUUACUUUCUGAUAUGGGUGUGACUCUUUCUGAACCAACUCCUAUGUAUUGUGAUAACAAGAGUGCAAUUCAAAUUGCCCACAACUCUGUAUUUCAUGAACAUUGCUGA
Molecule: messenger RNA, 699 nt
Organism: Trifolium pratense (red clover)
Lineage: Eukaryota; Viridiplantae; Streptophyta; Magnoliopsida; Fabales; Fabaceae
Product: secreted RxLR effector protein 161-like
Exons: 2
Coding region: 1-699 (232 amino acids)
Source: RefSeq, a predicted model, not a curated record